GAGAACUGAAAUCAGAUAUUAGAUAUGGUGAAUAUGGAGGAAUUAUUGAGAGAAAUGGAGAGCAUGAAGAUCACGGGUAACUCAGCAUCAGCACAUCUCUGGAAAAAAUGUGUCGACAUUUUUGUUCCUCAGCUAAUGAGUGGAGUAGACUUACCAGGUGUGGAGGAUGAUUUUAAAGAUUAUCGAGGAAUUCUGAAUGACAGGUUGAAGGAGAUCUGGGAGAUAUUCCACCGGAUUUUUCUCGAUUCCAAUGAAGGUGCCAAUGAUCCAGAAGUUAUGAGGAUUAUUGUCAUUCAUCUGAUUGUCGUUGUUGGAGAGCAGAGCGAGAGGUGUCCUUGGAAUACUGAUGAAACAUCAGGAUUAGUCCAGAGUAUUUUGACUGAUAUUUGUGCAUUAUUCGGAAAUAACAGUUUAUCAAGUAUCUUCUGCGGUCCUGAUGACAAACUCCAAACGAUUUUGAUGAUUCUUAGGCCUAAACUGAUGAAGGAUACGUGGAAAACUUAUCCUGGAGCUGUAGUCUGUUAUAAAUGGCUGUUGAACCAAAUUGAGAUCCCUGAAUUGACAAAAUAUUUAUCUAAUAUUCUUCCAACGGCAUUAAUUAUCUUUGACGAUUUUGUCCCCGAAAACAGAAUUAUUGGAUUAGAAUGUAUUUACAGAAUAAUUCAACACUCCUCGACGCACAGAGAAUUCAUAGAGAAUGGAUAUGCAGCUGUAAUCUACGAUGCUGUGGAAAAAUUAACACAUCACCGUGAUGUGAGAUAUAUCAUCCCAACAUUCACUUGUAUCACAAGUGUUUUGGCUGUAAUUGAGAAUAAUAAUCACUCGAUAAACAGAUUUGAGUGGUCGAAGAGAGAUGAUGUGAUAGCAACAAUUCUAGACAAUAUGGAAAUGGAGCAGGACUUGGACUUACGUCAUGCCUAUAUGAUGAGUUUACCUCAGCUUUUAACUGACCUGGGAUGUGCCAAAUGGUUGCAGAGAUUGAUUAGGAUAAUUGAGGAAUACUGCAGUCAUCACACUGACUUGAGAACACUCAAAGCAACUCUGCAGACUGCAGAAGUGAUACUCACAUUAUUUCAUCUGAGAAUUCCAGCCCACUGCACCCCUCUCUACACAGCAUUUCUCAAACUCCAUCUCGAUCUAACCGAAACGCCAAUUUUUGAUAAGGAAAUAACUAACAGUUUAGAGAGAUGUAUUUACACUCUGUAUCAAUUAACACCAAAUGUCGGCUCGGUAAUAAUGCGAGACGAUCGGAUCCGUACGAUCAUUGAGGAUAGUCUGCUUUUUGCCUGCACUGGUGAUACAAAAUAUUGUAAUUAGACUUUGUGAUGAUAAAUUAGUACUUGUAAUCAUUUUUUUUAUGAGUAUUGCACGUAGAGUAAUGAAGCCGUAAAUUUACUCAAAGAUAUACCAAUGUACAGUUAUUUUUCUCUUCGGUAGUUGAAUGUAUUUGUAAUUUUCUAGUCUGAGAAAUUCAAUAAAAUUAUUUCUUCGAAAUAA
This is a messenger RNA of Fopius arisanus, 1497 nucleotides long. RefSeq names its product TELO2-interacting protein 2. The transcript is spliced from 5 exons. Lineage: Eukaryota; Metazoa; Arthropoda; Insecta; Hymenoptera; Braconidae. Gene Ontology annotation, cellular component: nucleus; TTT Hsp90 cochaperone complex; cytosol. The record is from RefSeq and is a predicted model, not a curated record. Bases 25 to 1317 code for a protein of 430 amino acids.